Messenger RNA from Calidris pugnax (ruff), 4473 nucleotides. RefSeq names its product chromosome unknown open reading frame, human C5orf30 (gene MACIR). Gene Ontology annotation, biological process: negative regulation of fibroblast migration; negative regulation of cytokine production involved in inflammatory response. NCBI's taxonomy places the organism in Eukaryota, Metazoa, Chordata, Aves, Charadriiformes, Scolopacidae. The transcript is spliced from 2 exons. The record is from RefSeq and is a predicted model, not a curated record. The coding region runs from base 2094 to 2717 and encodes 207 amino acids.
UUUGUAAGUACCUAAUUCCAACAGUGUAUUUUAGUGACAGAGAAACAAGAUGGAAUUUCCAGGAGUGCAUACUACAUGUAUGUGAUUUUUUUUCUUUUCAGACUGCAAGGGGGAAGAUGUAGACCUUACUCUUACCCUUCACAGAAACUAUUAAAAUAAUUAAAAAUGUGUGCUUGCCUUACAUGUACUUCAUGUGUGCUGGGUGACCUUACUUACUCCUGAUGUUUGAUAGACAACCAUUGUAUCCUUUAAGUGCAUUAUAUAUAUUAAGUAAUGGCAGCACAGAGAAGGGGAAGUGUCAAAACUGGCUUGAUAACCCUGUGCAAUAUGGCUGACUCUGUACAGAGUUGGUAUCACUGAGUCUUCUGCCUUCUUUCCGUUCUGUUAUCUGCGUAUUGCAAUUACGAGCAUUUUGCCAGUGAUGCUUCUUGUGUUUCUUUGUGUUUCUUAACAAAUGCUACUACUUGCAGGCAGUAGUUGGAUGGACAGAUUUAAUGCUUUUCCUAAAAGAAAGGCAUCUUCUCAAAUCAGUUCAUAUUCUAGUUGAGAAGAUAGGUAACAAUGGAAAUAUCAGUCUACAGAGAACCAGUUCUUUUGCCAAGAGCAACUUGUUGUGAUGGUUUCAAAAUAAUGCAGACUUUCUACAAAGCAUAGGAGUGUCAAGGGAAACCCCUCUUAGUCUUCUUUGAAUAUUGAGUAAUUAAAGGUGGUAUUUUUUUCAGUCACACUUCUCUUCUUAGAAAGACAGUAAUACAUUUAACAAAUGAUCGGGGCAGGGGGGAAACCAAGCAAAAAGAUGUCACUGAGUCCAGUAAGAGCAUAUAGGGGAGGUCGUUCCAACAACAAAUGAUCUACAGUGUGUAUAGUAGCGUGGUGUAAUGUUAGACAUCAUUGUGUAUCUAACACCUUUGAGAAACAUUCAGUAUUUGGAGAGCCUUUAUAUUUGCAAAAUGUGAAGGUUUCGAUGUUUUUACUCUCUAAGAGCUAUCCCAAGCACAUGAAUAUGUUCUUUGAAGUAAUAUAACAAUUUGUAGUAGUUACCUAGUAUUUCUAUUCAUUAUUCUUUUUCUCUGUGUUUUAGACAAUUUACUCAAUAUUUAGCUGGAUUGAGUUGGAUUAGUUUAUAUGCAGAGCCUGCUUUAUAAUAUAAAGAGGAUCGAUAAAAUCUUAAUGGAGUGAAUUGUGUUCUGGAAGCACUUCUGAUGUGUAUUGGUGAAUCUUGUAACUGUUAUUUUCAGUUACUUUCCAUACUUUUUAAUGUGCCAUACUUUUUUUUUUUUUAUGUGAAGCAGCAGCAAAACAAACAAAGCCAUCUUGUUUCUCUUCUUGUUUUGAUUCUGUAGUACAUCUUUAAUUAUAAAUUGUCUUGAAUUGGUGUCACUGUUGUAAUUCUGGUUGAGAAGCAAAAAGACAAGGUAGCUGUGAUCUGAAGUAAGAUCACUACUUUUAAACUGAAGUACUGGGUUUAUUUAGUAUUGUAAUUGAUGCUGAGAAUUACUGAUGGGCUUACACCCCUACACAGCAAUGAACAUGAUAGUGGUCAUCUAAUGCCUUAUAACUGCAGAAAUGGCCUGAAAAUGCAGUCUAAAAUUUUUAAGUGUGUGUUUGUAGGUAAUGGUAUCCACGCUCGCAGAUACUAUGAGUCUCUCAAAAGUUUUUUUUUUUAUAGAAGUCAUCUAAAUACUGUUUCUCUAUCUUUUUUUGCCAGAUAAGGAGACAAAGCAUGUUGAAGCCAUAUGGCAGCUUGACUAACUCACAUUAAAAGUCUUGGAAAAGAACAGCUGAACACAUAGAUGCUGAGUUUUGGACUUCUGCCUGUGGAGCUGGCCAGUCAUUCCUCUCACCAGCUAGCAGUGCUCUUCCCUUGAGCUUCAGAUGUUUAUGGCACCAGCUUCUGAUGCUACUGUUGCUUUUGAGUGUCUGUCGGAUUUCUUGGUUUUAGGGCUGUUCUUCACACUGCAGCACAGAAAUGGAAGUUCUGCAGUUUCAGGCUGAAGUAGUAGGCUGGAGCUUGCUGACUUGAAGGCUUCUCUGCUCUGAUUUUCCUUUGUGCUGUUUUCAGCCAGUGAGGGGAAGAUAGCGUUGUGUUUAAAAUGGAAGUUGACAUCAAUGGAGAGUCCAGAACUACCCUGUCCACCCUCCCUGUGCCUCUUGCAGAGGUGAGUCCUGCGGGCAGGAUGGAAGCAGAGAAGCCCCGCUGCUCCAGUACCCCCUGCUCACCGAUGCGACGGACAGUUGCGGGCUAUCAGAUCCUCCACAUGGAUUCUAACUACCUGGUUGGCUUCACGACCGGAGAGGAGCUGCUAAAGUUAGCCCAGAAGUGUACGGGAAGUGAAGAGAAUAAAGGGGAAUCUGGGCCAAACUUGUGCUCCAAACAGGUUGAUUCAGGACUUACCCGUUCCUCCCGUUUGUACAAAACUAGGAGUAGGUACUAUCAGCCAUAUGAGAUCCCAGCAGUAAAUGGAAGGAGGAGGAGACGGAUGCCCAGCUCAGGGGAUAAAUGCACUAAGGCUUUACCAUAUGAACCUUAUAAAGCACUUCAUGGUCCCCUGCCUCUUUGCCUUUUAAAAGGUAAAAGGGCUCAUUCAAAAUCCCUGGACUACCUCAAUUUAGACAAAAUGAGCAUUAAGGAACCUGCUGACACAGAAGUGCUACAAUACCAACUCCAACACCUUACCCUUAGAGGGGACCGUAUGUUUGCAAGAAAUAACACAUGAAUUAUCAUCUCAAGUUUAGAACAAAUUUCUGAUUAUUUCUCUGUUGCUGCAAAAAUCCACUGUUGUACUCUGUAUGUGGCCGUCCACAUUGUAGGUGGCUGUAUCACCUAAAUGAUAUUGGAAGGUAAUUUAUUUGAAUAGAAUUUUCGCAAUGCAAUGUGAUACAAAUACUUGGAGGGAGAAAUCUUUCCUGGGCAAGGAGCUUCUGAUGCAAAUUUGGCUGCAACUGGUGGAUAUUUCUCGGGACACCUUAUAACAAAAAAAGAAGCUUUUGAUUUUUGGCUUUGGGUUUGUUCGGGUUUUUUUUUUUGUACAGUUAGAUCUAGCAUUUACAGUAUUUUAACACUGAAAAAUUGGUGAUGUCUGCUUGGUUGUUGCUAAUUUUGGCUUGAUGUUAGAAACUGCUCUUGGAUAAGUAUUAAAGUUUAGGAGGUUUUCUGGUUUUAUUUUUUAUUUCUGUAUUCUACAGUAAAAUGUAUGUAUUAUUUUUUUACAUCAUGGAGAGGAAAGUGAGCUCGGCUAAACUGGAUCACUUGCUAUUUAGGGUUUUAUUAACCCUAAGUUUAUUUAACAUUUUCAAACUGUGCUUGCACUGGUGAUGAGGGGGAGAUUCACUCAUAAAACAAACCUUUGCUACUUGAAUCCUACUAAAUUAUUUUUUUAGUUUCUGCAUGGAAGUAAUUGCUUUGCCUCCUCUGUUCUGUAAAACUUGUUCAGGAUAAGUAUUUGGGUUAUUAAAAAUGAAUCUUUUGGGGAGUGAAGAUAUUUUUUGUUAGUGGGAUUUGCUUUUUACAUUGUCUUGACACAAACAAGGUUUCACUGCAGAUUCCAAUAAAUAGACUGGGAUGUGUGCAUUGGUAUGUUAGUAAUAUUUUUUAUUUUAAUUCAUUAUUUCUGUAUGUAUGGUAACAGAAGGUGAAAAAUAACUGUAGUAUUGCUUUGGAGAUUCAGUUGAUUUGAGGCACUGAACACUUGAGAUCUGGAUUUUUUUUUUUUUUUUUUUGAUGGAGUGCAAGUGAAGUAUUUCUGUAUCAGCAUUGAAGAGAUGAUCCUGGAUUAUUCAACAGAGUAGAUUGGAUACACUGGCUUACUUUUGUUACUUAAGAAUUUUUUAUCCAAACAUGGCAUCUAAUGCCGUUUUGACAGCUGUAUUCCUGGAUGUAGUCAAAACAUUUUAGUAACUUAUGUUUACAAAUGAAUAAUAGUUUUUAGACUUGGUUUUUUUUUUAGUUGCAAUCUUUUACUGAAGCAGCGUGUAACAUAGUUUUGGCUGAUGACCUCUGCAGAAGAAGUUAAAAAUAAGAUUACGUUGUUUUGAAACAUAAAUUAUUUGAUCAGUUGUUUCUGGUAGAAUUAAGAUUUUGUUUGUGUAUCAUUCAUGAUGAAUAGGAAGCACUAGUUAGUGCAUGCACUGUGGAAAAUGGAGUUCUCAUUCUGUCACUUACUCCACAGUUGUAAAUGAAGGCAGCCCAGUGGUCUGCAUUUUUUCUGGUUUGGUUAUCUUUUUUUAGUUUUAUUAGGAUCUUUGGAACAAACCGAUGUGUGUUUUUAAAACUUAACUACACCUGUGUAAAUUUAAUGUAUUGAACAAUGACCUUGAAAGUAAAAAAAAAUAGUCUUUAGUUUGAAAAACAGAAUAUGGUUAGAUGCCAAAGAGAUGGGGAUUUUGUUUUUAAGGAAUAAACACCACUGUUUAUUGAAAUACCCUAUGAAACUGUAUUUCUGGCUGAAAAAUAAAAAGGGUGAUAUAAACGCC